This is a messenger RNA of Echinococcus granulosus, 1404 nucleotides long. RefSeq lists its product as hypothetical. The transcript is spliced from 3 exons. The record is from RefSeq and is a predicted model, not a curated record. NCBI's taxonomy places the organism in Eukaryota, Metazoa, Platyhelminthes, Cestoda, Cyclophyllidea, Taeniidae. Bases 1 to 1404 code for a protein of 467 amino acids.
AUGAUUGCACAAUCACAAGUACGUGAUGAAGACGUAGAAAUCGGCAGUAUACCUUCACUUCUCCGAUCUCAUCCGCUUGAACUUGCCAAAUUGGGAAAAGAACUAAGGCGGAUCGAGAAAAGGGCUGCAUUGCAACGUCGCAAGCGUCAGAAUUCGGUGACUAGAUUUGCGCAAAUUGUGCCUGGUCUGAGGCACCGCGGAUGCAGCAGACUCAAGUGUGGUUUGUACGGCCUCAUCUCCCUCAAAUCACCCCAAUCGAAACACAAAGACUACAUUGAAACUGCUUUGCAAACUAUUGACACUUUCAUUCAGUGGUCCCGUAGUCAUGAACGCAUUCUUGCCUCUUUCAGCAGCAGCAACGGCAGCAGCAGCAGCGGUGAUGCGACGGAGUUGAAGCACUUUUGCUAUGCCCGGCCGCGUGUCACCUUCCAGAACGCGGAUCAAAUUCCACGGCGACGACGGCAACGACCACAAUUGGAAUUUGACGACGAACCUGCGGAGGAAGAAUGGCGAGUCCAGACAAACUUCAACAUGAAUAACUCAGCAAUGGGAUGUGAGCAGGAGAUUAAACGCCUGCGAUAUGACUUUAGACGACUCGUGCAUGACUUGAAGGGAUCUCACAUUGCUGCGGCGAUUAACUUAUCAAUUCCACUUCCACCACGACAAUCCUGGUGUAGAAUGGAAGAUGAGGGCCUAGAAGAGCAAACUGAUGGUGAUGCGGAAGAUAUUGAGCACAACGCAAAUGCUUUGUUGGUGGUUGGGGAUGAAAACCAGAGUCAAAUCAACUUUGCGAAGGUGAAGUCAUCGCAGGAGGUGCACAAGCCCUCAUCCAACCCUGUCAAGAAUAAAACACAGUUGUCAGAAUUUUAUUCUUGCAAUUUUACCAUAUUCGCCGCUUACAUCGCCCUAAGAACUAGGCUGGGAGUGACCCUGGCGUACGUGUUGCGCAACCAGAUCCGCGAUUUCCUCAUCGAGGAGCAUGAGUGCGACGCAACAGGUUGUCAAGACGAGGAGGUGACUGCUUUGCCGACGGGCACUGAUACUACAGACACGGCGGCGUUCCGAGUGGUCACCCACGUGGCAGUGGUGGAGGUGAUGCAACAGAGCAUCAUCAUGGCUAGUCAGGGCCUUCACGAGCAUUGCACGGACACAUACUACAGCUUCACAUUCCGCUACACAGAUGCCAUCACUGUGGCCACGGUCUUUCUCAUACGGCAAUUUGUCCAAUUCCCCAACGUUGUCACCACAUCCAAUCCUCUCGUUCGAGACGUCUAUGAACGGUCAAAAUUAUGUCUUACGAUUAAAAUGGAACUAUAUACGGGACGCUUACGCUUUCUAAUAUGUGCGUCCGCCAACUAUGCUGUAUGGUCUCUUCGCGACGUCUAUGAGGUGAUGGCUUUAUGA